Messenger RNA from Lactuca sativa (garden lettuce), 1801 nucleotides. RefSeq names its product F-box protein At1g67340. The record is from RefSeq and is a predicted model, not a curated record. Lineage: Eukaryota; Viridiplantae; Streptophyta; Magnoliopsida; Asterales; Asteraceae. Gene Ontology annotation, molecular function: protein binding.
UUUUUGAAAUUGUACAAAGAAGAGGAAUCGAAGACUGAUAUUUGACUUCCUUAUCUCUUCCCAUUAUCUUCUGUGCCUAUUUGUUUCAGUAGUCUUACAAGCAGACAAAGCGUACCAGGUACAACUUCGUAACGGACCAAUGGAUCCAGUCAACGCCGCUUGACUACUAUUUUUUCUUUUCUAAUUUUAGUUUUAAAACCGCCGAUUGACAACCAUUUUUUCUUCUUCAACAAACACAAAAAGACAAAACUGAGUUAAGCCCCAGGGUGUUUUUGGUAAUUUACACACGAUAUUCGAUUCUCUGCCGUUAUAUAAAGUCACCGAAUCCUUGUUUCAACGCCAAUCACUGUCGUUUUACUACAGAUUCUCAAGGGUUUCUUUCGCCGGAAAAUUUUCGAAAAUGAGAACUCGCAGUGGGAACUUGUAUCCGGUGGAGGAUAACAAUAACAUCAGUGGUCGGAAGAGAAAAGGUCGUGAUUUGACCGGAGUAGGGAAGGUGAACUGCCGGAAAAGAGGGAAACCGUCGUCUGGUGGCGUUGAUAAUUUUGAUAGGCUGCCGGACGAACUCGUUCUUUCUAUUCUUACAUUCGUCGGAUCCAGAGCUGAUUGUCCGGCCGACUUUCUGGCCGUUUUAGCAACAUGCAAGAGAUUCAGAGGUUUGGGGUAUGAUUCGUCUGUGUUAUCAAAAGCUUCGGCAGAAACAUUUGGCGUCACAGCUAAGAAUUGGUCUGAAUCUGCACAUCGGUUUCUGAAACGGUGUUCCGAUGCCGGCAAUGUUGAAGCUUGUUACACACUGGGCAUGAUUCGAUUCUACUGUUUUCAAAACUGGCAAAAUGGAGCAUCUCUUAUGGCGAAGGCGGCGAUGAGUUCGCACGCUCCGGCGUUGUACUCACUUGCCGUCAUCCAUUUUAACGGUAGCGGCGGCUCGAAGUCAAAAAAAGACUUAGGCGGCGGCGUUUCUCUAUGUGCCCGUGCGGCUUUUCUCGGUCACAUUGACGCCCUCCGGGAACUUGGCCAUUGUCUCCAAGACGGUUACGGCGUUACUCAAAACAUAACCGAAGGCCGGCGGUUUCUCGUUCAAGCUAACGCCCGUGAACUAGCAGUAGCUCGGUCGACAAUCCCAUCGACAUUAAUUCCCGGUGACUGGCUGAAGCUGAACCCGGUCCUCAUCCGCCGUGGGAACACCCUGAUCCCUGGGUGUCCGUUACUGAGUGAUUUCGGGUGCAACGUCAUUCCGGAAUAUCAUCCGGCCAACCGUUUUCUUGCCAGUUGGUUCGCCAAUCGGGUACCUAGUCCGGAAUUGCUCAUAUGUUCUCAUGCUGGUUGCGGUCGACCGGAGACGAGGAUGCAGGAGUUUCGCCGGUGCGCGGCGUGUGGUGUCGUGAACUACUGUUCACGAGCAUGUCAGGCACAGGACUGGAAAAUGCGACACCACAAGGAGUGUCGACAGCUGAUGAGGUUUCACAAUGUCAUCGCCGGCGGAGGUAAUGUCAACCCUAAUCGGGUUGAGAAUAACGUCGGUCAGAGAUGAAACGAUUACCGGUGGCCGGAGAAGCUGGAUGUAACGGAAAUGGUGAGGCCAUUCAGUCAAAAGUCAAACACAAAGGUUCCGCUGAGGGCAGUUCUGGAAUUUCCACAGAUCAGCCUACAUUUUCUGGUCGCCGGAAUCUAGUUUAGUUGAAGGGUAGCAAUUUUGUACACAAUGAGAAAUUGAGAAUAGCUAGUAAUAGUAUAGCUCCCUUUUUUAAUUAAAAGAUUUAAAUAAAUAUAUAUUUAGUCAUUUAAUUUGUGAAUAAUAAAA